GUCCUCCCGACUCCUCUUCUUCGUUGGUGCCAUUGCCAUGUUUGCGGAAGCUCGGUAACAGCACCUAGCCUUCUUGGUGCUUGUGACUUUUUCUGUGUAUACUGUUUGUAGCUGUGUUUUAUAAUCCAACAUGAAUCUACCGAAGGGACCCGAUUCUUUGUGCUUUGACAAAGAUGUUUUUAUGAAGGAUGACUUUGACGUUGACCAGUUUGUGGCAGAGUGUCGAAAGCAGGUCCAGCUGGAGGAGAUGAGAGAGGACCUGGAACUAUACUAUAAGCUGCUGAAGACGGCUAUGGUGGAGCUCAUCAACAAGGACUAUGCCGACUUUGUUAAUCUAUCCACCAACCUGGUGGGGAUGGACAAAGCCCUUAAUCAGCUCUCUGUGCCAUUGGGACAGUUACGAGAGGAGGUCAUGAGUCUGCGGUCCUGUGUGAGUGAGGUGAUCCAGGCUAUAGACAACCAGCUUUACAAACAGGAAGACCUGCAGAAAAAAAAGGGGUGUGUAUUGAGGUUAAUUCAGGUGGUGCGCUCAGUGGAGAAGAUUGAGAAGAUCCUCCACUCACAGAACUCCAAGGAAUCGAAUUCUCUGGAAGUCAGCAGCCCCUUGUUAGCAGGUCAGAUUCUGGAGAGGAUUGCCACAGAAUUCAACCAGCUGCAGUUCCACGCUGUACAGAGCAAAGGCAUGCCCCUAUUGGACAAAGUCAGACCUCGUAUUGCAGGUAUCACCUCCAUGCUGCAGCAGUCUCUGGAGGGCCUGCUGAUUGAGGGUCUGCAGACGUCUAAUGUAGACAUGGUGCGGCACUGCCUGAGGACAUAUGCCACCAUAGACAAGACUCGAGAUGCUGAGGCCCUUGUAGGUCAGGUUCUGGUCAAACCAUACAUGGACCAGGUGAUAGUAGAGGAGGUGGUGAAGUCCAGUCCGAAUGGUCUCCAGCUAAUGUAUGCAAGACUAUUGGAGUUUGUUCCUCAUCACUGUAGACUGCUUAGAGAGGUGACUGGAGGAGCCAUAUCAAGUGACAAAGCUGACACAGUGCCGGGUUAUGAUUUCCUGGUGAACUCUGUGUGGCCUGAGAUGGUCAAAGGGAUAGAGGAGAGGCUGGCCUACCUGUUCAACCCCGGAAACCCCGACAUAUUCUAUGAGCGUUACAGCACGAGUAUGGAGUUUGUGCGGAAGUUUGAGCGUCAGUGCAGCUCGCAGGCCAGUGUGAAGAGACUGAGAGUACACCACACAUAUACCAGCUUCCACAACAAAUGGAACCUGCCAGUCUACUUUCAACUACGGUACAAGGAAAUCGCAGGAAGUCUAGAGAACGCCAUAAGUGAUGGACUAGAAGCAGCACCAGCCAGCAGUGCAUACCACCUGCAGGUGUCUGAGGUGUUGUGGUCCUGUCUAGUGAGAUGUUGGUCAGACAAAGUCUACCUGUCACCUCUGGCCCAUCGCUUCUGGAAGCUCACACUGCAGCUCUACGCACGAUACGCCAAGUUUCUUGACGAGGUGUUGACUAAAACUCCACCUCCUGAAGUGAGUAAAGAGCCAACCAGGCCUCUACCAAGCUCGGCCUCCUCCACCUCCAGUCGAACAUCAAUGGACGAGGGCGGCAGUGAGAGUGGGAGUCCUACCUCCCUGUCCACCAAACAACUGGUCUACAUUGCAGCUGACAUCCAAAAGCUGCAGGAGAAGAUUCCAGAGUUGUCAGAGAUGGUCAGACAGCGGUUAGAAGCCAUCGGAUUCAAAAACUUUGCCACUGUGGAGGAUGCUUUAUCAGACUCCAAGGUUUGCCUGUCAAGUAGCAUUCCCACUCUGAACACCAAGAUGACCCAACAUCUUACUGAACGCAGUUGCCGCUUCCUGAAGAGUGCCUCUGAGGUUCCACGACUCUACCGCAGGACUAAUAAGGAACUACCGGUGCGAGCAUCAGCCUACAUGGACAAUGCUUUACGCCCGUUGCAUCAGUUGCUGACUGACUCAACGGGUCUGGUCAAUCCCUCCACUGCACUAGAGUGGCUACGAGUUGCACUGUCUGAGUGCACACAGAGGUACUAUGAGACCAUCUCAGAGGUGCUGAGCUCCGUGAGAAAGAUGGAGGAGAGUCUGAAGCGACUGAAGCAAGCCAGAAAAGGUGCAAAUACGACUACCAUGGCAGGAGCAAAUGGUGGACCCACAGAUGACAGCAAGAUCCGACUUCAACUGGCGCUGGAUGUGGAAUACCUGGGGGAGCAGAUCCAGAAGAUGGGUCUUCAGCCAGGUGACAUCUCCAUGUUCUCCACUCUGAUGGACCUUGUGAAAGAGGCUCGAGAGCUCGCUGAACAGAACCAGUAAAACAGGUGACUCCAUAGUAUCUGAAACCUGUUAACGUGAUGCACUCAUCUGUGCAUUUCCUGAAGACUUGUGAAGGGAAAAAAAAACAGUUGUCCCAGAUCAAAGUCAACAGUUUAUGAUGAUCAGAACGGGAAGAAUGUACAGGGACGGAUACUACUGAAAUCCUUCGUCAACCACAAAAACAUCUCUACUUAACGCCAACCAUAGAGCCACAGUGCACAAACAUUUUACCCAUCUCAUCAAGCAGUAAAUUGUUGUUGGAAUCAGCAGACGGUCUGUGAGUGAGACUGGAUCAUCACUGGUACAGAAUCAGAAAUACUUUACUGAUCCCUUGGGGAAAUUGGGUUCGUGUUGGGUUCUCCGACUUGAACAAAAGGUUAUAUGUUGAUGAAAUGUUUCUAACAUGACGCUGGAUGUCGGUCAUAUAAGCUGCUCUGUGGCAAGGUAUUGCACCGACAUCUGUCAGUGUGUAACAUGUACAUUUUUGUUUAAAUCAAAGUUGUAUAAUAUAAUAUGUUUAACAUAAUAUAACAUAAUUUGGGAAUAAAAUAAAUUUCUCUGAUACAAUGUUGAAUUUUUGUUUUAAUACAGCUAGAGGGUUCUAAACACUGUGUACAAGCCAAAUUUCAAUAACAAAUUACUGCUACAGAUUGAUACACAAAAAACUUUGUAUACCACAAAUAUACAAAGUUAAACUGCUGAAUCCAGUCAUCAUUCAUCAAAACUGAUAUUUAUAUUUCCAUAUGAUUUCACACAUAACAUUGUUUGUACACAUAUAUUUUUAAUAUUUCUAAGAUAUACAGUAUAAGGUGCUACUGCAACCAGGCAUCAUUAAACCUUUGUUAGAGAUGUUAUAUAAAUAUAUAAAGCAGAUUUUGUAAUAUGGGCAUUCUAUUUAUUAUCUGGUUUUAGCUGCAAAGUUAUAUUAAUUGUAUGAAAGGGUCACUACAUUAUUCUGCAAGUAAUUAAUAUUUUUAAGCGCAGUUUGUGGGAGGCAGGAUUUUGGAUGAGAUAUGAUCUGUGAUUAGCCAUCUAAGAAAUUGUAAUUUUAUGUUUUAACUUGAUUUUUAAAAGAAAAUCAGUUGCUCUACAGUAGUUGAUGAGAUGUUUCCUAAAAUAAGUAAUUGUUUAAAUUAUUAUCCUUUUCUCAUCUCCUCAGCAGUAAAUGACAAAAUCACUAGAAAGCUGAAUGACCUCAGCUCAGCAUUUCCCUGUAGUCCAGUUUUGUAGACGUCUCUCUCUCUCCUGACCUGUUUGUGUGACUAAUAUUGUUGCAAAACUCAUCUGCAGCAUUGAAAUGUCAACAAUGAGAAACUUUGAUAAAAAAAUAUGACAUUUUAACCAUGUUGGGAUACAAAUGUUUUAUUACAGCAGUCACAAAUUACAACAGAACAAAAAUAAACUCUUAGUUACAAUAUACAACAUCAAUCAUUCAUCAUAGAGAAUUGUGGUUACUGUACCUAAUAUGCUGAAAAAUACUGUACAGAACUUUGCUAUAAUAAAUUUAACAGGAAAAAAAAA
Molecule: messenger RNA, 3841 nt
Organism: Scatophagus argus
Lineage: Eukaryota; Metazoa; Chordata; Actinopteri; Scatophagidae
Gene: cog2
Product: component of oligomeric golgi complex 2
Exons: 18
Coding region: 131-2320 (729 amino acids)
Biological process (GO): Golgi organization; intra-Golgi vesicle-mediated transport; protein transport
Cellular component (GO): membrane; COG complex
Source: RefSeq, a predicted model, not a curated record